CUUCGUUAUUUUUGCUUCAAUUUGACUUGUGAAUUUUUACAGAUCAUGUGAAUAUAUAUAUAAAAAAGAUAAUAUUGUAUAAAUUUUAAUAAUUCAUAACAAUUCAUUAAAUAGACUUUCUGGUAAUAUUAAUAAUUUAAAAAUUGUUUUUUAUUAAGUUUAUUUACAACGUACUAUGAAUAAGAAUAAGAAAAGAGAAAUUCCAUUAAUAAUAAAAAAUACAUUAGAUCUUGACAUUAGAUUAACCAAAGUUUUUACAGAAUGUAUAGAAGAUUUAAAACCUAUGAGAAAAUUAAAAGCAUAUUAUAAGAUAUUAGAGGUAUCAUGUCAUGGGAUAAUUUGGUUAGCAUUGUCACUUGCGUUUAUUUGGAUUCUUAAUUCUAAAAGUUUGUACCAAGUACAAAUUAAUUUAAUAACAGCUCUAUUACUAGACAUUAUUAUUAUUGCUAUAUUGAAAGCACUGACAGGAAGAAAAAGACCAGCACAUAACAAUGAUCCUUUUUCGAUAGGACCUGAUAAAUAUGCUUUUCCCUCAGGUCAUGCGUCACGUUCAAUGCUUAUUUUUUAUUUUUUUGCAUAUAUAUGGCCUGUAUCUGCUAUUUUUCUUACAAUAUUAUUAAUAUGGGUAUUUGCUAUAGUUAUGUCUAGGAUUUUAAUGAGGAGACAUCAUAUUCUUGAUGUUUGUGCAGGAUUACUUGUAGGUUAUGCUGAAGGAAUGCUUAUGAAUAUCUUGUAUUUAAAUGAUGAAACAUGUUUAAAUUUAGUAUCUUGGCUAAUUAAUGAGAAAAUAGCUGGUGCAGAAUAUGAUGUUUAAAAUUAAUUUAUUUCUUAAAUAUAUAUUUCUUAAAUAUAAAUUGAUAUUAAAAA
This is a messenger RNA of Apis mellifera (honey bee), 867 nucleotides long. Its product is annotated as phospholipid phosphatase 6. The record is from RefSeq and is a predicted model, not a curated record. Bases 176 to 814 code for a protein of 212 amino acids. Lineage: Eukaryota; Metazoa; Arthropoda; Insecta; Hymenoptera; Apidae. Gene Ontology annotation, molecular function: sphingosine-1-phosphate phosphatase activity. The transcript has 4 exons.